Lindgomyces ingoldianus is the source of this 1047-nucleotide messenger RNA. RefSeq lists its product as uncharacterized. NCBI's taxonomy places the organism in Eukaryota, Fungi, Ascomycota, Dothideomycetes, Pleosporales, Lindgomycetaceae. The transcript has 4 exons. Bases 10 to 897 code for a protein of 295 amino acids. The record is from RefSeq and is a predicted model, not a curated record.
ACCGUCAUCAUGGAGGCGCUUUCGAAUUCCACCACCGAUGAUGUUUACACCGAACUCAAACGAUCAAUUGUUCCUCGCGACUUAUCUUCAUGGGGUGGCUACGGACUAUUAGCCAGCUCCUGCCCUUCUGGGAGCUCGUCCUGCGGAAGUAAGAGUUGCUGUCCGUCUGGAUAUACAUGUAGUAAAGAAAGAAGCGACGGUACUGAGACUUUGUGCUGUCCAAACAACGAUGAUUGCAAGAACGUUGUCGGAGCGUUACCAGCUUGCGCAGAGAAUUCGUGGACGCUGUAUAGAUACGGCUACUACUUCUGUUGUGCGGCCGAUCGAAUUGGGACAUACUCUUUGGAUGGUGGAAUUCUGUGUCUCGAACACACACUGCCUAUUCCUAGCGAAAUAAGAGUUAGCGUGGUUUCUCAAGCAACCGGCGCGGCAACAAGAGCACAAUCAGCAACGGGAACACUGAUCACAACAACUAAACCAACGUCACCGACCUCCUCUCAAACUGGAACAACUCCCCAAGCCUCCAAAUCAUCGCGCGUAAAACCAACAACCAUCGUCAUUGCCGCACUCGCUGGUGCAUUCGCACUCCUCCUCAUUUUCGUAAUAUGGUAUUUCCGAAGAAAGAUAAGGGCCAAGAAGGCACUACGCAUAGCAAAUAUGCCGGCGCAACCGGUAGAUUCCGAUGGGUAUGCCAUAACCCCCGACGUUGUGAAGCCCACCAUGUAUGAUGUUUUUGGAGCGGCUCGUGCUCGAGCUUCAAUGGCCACGCCGUCACCGGUGGUAGGAGGACCACCUACGUAUGCUUAUCCGGCGCCGCAGGGAUAUGAGUUGGCUGGGAAUGUGAUGCCGCCGCCGCUGAGAAGUGAGUUAGACGGAAGGAAUCCGCCGCCUUAUUGAUUUGUGAGUGAAGAGUUUCUUGUAGAAGUUAGCGUCAGGUGGUUGAUUGCCCUUCGUGUAAUUUCUGAAUCUGAUAUGACUGUAAUGAUAAUCUGGCCUUCUUUUAUUUAACAUGUGCACCGACUCGCUGUCUCUUCCCUUAUACUUCUC